CGUCGAAAAGAACGGCGAGAGCGAAGAAGGCGCGCUCUCUCUCUCUCUCUCCCCUCUCUCUCUCUUCUCCUUUGGGUGAGAGAGCAAGAGAGCUAAAGAUGCGUAAGAGAGAUUUGGGUAUCCUCCUGCUAUCCGCCAUCGCCAUCUUCUACUCCAUCCAGCACGAGGGCAAUGUCUCGUUCAGAGAAGCAUGGUACCAUCUGGCCGAUGACUACCCAAUCAAGUAUGAAUCGGAGCGACUACCUCCGCCGAUCGUGACUGAUCUGAAUGGCGACGGUAGGAAGGAAGUUCUCGUUGCUACCCACGAUGCGAAGAUUCAGGUACUUGAGCCUCAUGUAAAACGAUCGCAUGAAGGAUUUAGUGAAGCACGUCUGCUUACUACAGUCUCACUUUUGCCCAACAACAUACGCAUUGCAUCUGGUAGAAGGCCUGUAGCUAUGGCAACUGGCUACAUAGAUCGUGUUCAAAAGCAUGGAGAAAUAAGGAAACAGGUUUUGGUAGUUGUCACAUCUGGAUGGUCAGUCAUGUGUUUUGAUCACAACCUUGAAAAACUGUGGGAGAUGAAUAUGCAGGAGGAUUUUCCUCAUGGCUCCCACCACAGGGAGGUAGCAAUUUCGAUAAGUAAUUAUACACUAAGGCAUGGCGAUCAAGGGCUGGUGAUUGUUGGUGGCAGGAUGGAAAUGCAAUCUCAUAUUUACCUGGAUCCAUUUGAGGAAGAAAUGUCUGCUCAAAGAAAUACAGAUUCACAUAGAAGAAGUGCUACCGAGAAGGAGGCCUCUGAGAACUCAGGAACAGUUGAUUUACGCCAUUUUGCAUUUUAUGCUUUUGCUGGUCGCACUGGUGCACUUCGGUGGAGUAGAAAGAUUGAGAAUUCUCAACCACAGACUCCAGAUCCAUCUCAGUUGAUCCCACAGCAUAAUUACAAGCUUGACGCUCAUGCCUUACAAAGUCAUGAACCAGGACAGACAGAAUGCAGAGAUUUUAGAGAAUCUAUUCUUGGAGUUAUGCCACACCACUGGGAAAGAAGAGAAGAUACAGCUUUUGAGCUUGCACAUUUUAGAAAACACAAAAGAAAAAUAGUAAAGAAAACACAGGGGAAAGGGACGUUGUAUUCAUUUAACAAGCCAGAAGAAAACCAUGCUCCAGGUAAGGACGCAGGGAAUAGGAUUGCCCAUGCGAUUGGGAAGGCUGCAGACUAUGCUGCUUCAAACAAAGGGAAGAAGAGGGUGCCAUAUGUUCCUAUAAUAACAAAUCAUACUCAACUAUGGUGGGUCCCAAAUGUGAUUGUUGCACACCAAAAGGAAGGUGUUGAGGCUGUGCAUUUGGCUUCUGGGCGCACUAUUUGUAAGCUUCAUCUCCAUGAAGGUGGUCUUCAUGCUGAUAUUAAUGGAGAUGGUGUUCUAGAUCAUGUCCAGGCUGUUGGUGGAAAUGGAGUUGAACAAACUGUAGUAAGUGGAUCUAUGGAGGUGCUUAGGCCUUGUUGGGCAGUUGCAACAUCUGGUGUUCCAGUACGAGAAGUACUCUUUAAUGCCACCAUAUGCCACCACUCCCCCUUCAAUCUCUUCCAACAUGGAGAUUUUGCUAGAAGUUAUGGCCAUGUUGCUGAUCCAAUGCCUCUGGAAGUUGCAGCACCUAUUCUGAUCGGCAAGAAGGAUGGUCACAGGCACCGGAAAGGAAGCCAUGGUGAUGUUGUAUUCUUAACAAGCCGAGGAGAAGUGACCUCAUAUGCUCCGGGCUUGCAUGGUCAUGGUGCCAUAUGGAGAUGGCAGCUUUUGACAGGCGCAACGUGGUCUAACCUCCCAUCACCCUCAGGCAUGAUGAAUGCUAUAAUUGUGCCCACAUUGAAAGCAAUGAAACUAACCAUUCACGGAGGCCAAGAGGUGAUUCUUGCUGCAGGUGAUCAAGAAGCCGUGGUGAUAUCCCCUGGUGGUAGCCAGUUAGCAUCCAUAGAACUGCCUGCUCCACCUACUCAUGCUUUGGUGUUGGAUGAUUUUUCAAAUGACGGGCUCACUGAUAUCAUUCUUGUGACUGCAAGUGGAGUGUAUGGCUUUGUGCAGAUGCAGCAGCCAGGCGUCCUCUUCUUUAGCACACUCAUUGGUUCCCUGAUAGUUGUAAUGGCUGUAAUUCUCAUCUCAUUGCACAUGGGAUCGGCUAAAGGGAAACCCAGGGCACCAACUGACUACAGGUGACGAAUCGGAUCAUCUGAACAUCUUGACAGCGGCUGUAUUUAUGGAAGGAAGAAAUAUUUGGGCCUCCAGUUGCUUGCUUUAAGCCAAUAUAAGAGAUUGGAAGAUACUGAACAAUCAACUUUUGCUGGUUGAGUGUCGAUGAAAAUGUUGAUCUAUAGUGUGUUCUUAGGGAAAGUUGAUAGUUCUGUACGUGGUGUUGCAUCAGGGAUAAGUUUUUACAUGUACACAGUUAGCAGAUGCAAUUUUGCUACUAAUUGGUACAAACUCGUUAGAAGUUUCACGGUUUAAACCGACUGCAUCUGCUUCUGUAUUACUUGAUGGUUCAAACUAUUGUAUGGUUUCGUGGAAAGGAACAUGGGUUACAAGCAAUAGCCUGACUGUAAUAAUCAAUUUUCAUCUUCUUAUAGAACCUUAUAAAUUGUAAGUUAA
Molecule: messenger RNA, 2618 nt
Organism: Nymphaea colorata (pocket water lily)
Lineage: Eukaryota; Viridiplantae; Streptophyta; Magnoliopsida; Nymphaeales; Nymphaeaceae
Exons: 13
Coding region: 99-2189 (696 amino acids)
Source: RefSeq, a predicted model, not a curated record